Molecule: messenger RNA, 3568 nt
Organism: Glossina fuscipes
Lineage: Eukaryota; Metazoa; Arthropoda; Insecta; Diptera; Glossinidae
Gene: SERCA
Product: calcium-transporting ATPase sarcoplasmic/endoplasmic reticulum type
Exons: 9
Coding region: 1-3009 (1002 amino acids)
Biological process (GO): calcium ion transmembrane transport; intracellular calcium ion homeostasis
Cellular component (GO): membrane
Molecular function (GO): ATP binding; ATP hydrolysis activity; P-type calcium transporter activity
Source: RefSeq, a predicted model, not a curated record
AUGGAGGACGGUCAUGCUAAAACCGUCGAACAAGUUCUGCAAUUCUUCGGCACAGACGGAGAACGUGGUCUUACUGUCGACCAAGUGAAAUCAAAUCAAAAAAAAUAUGGCCCAAAUGAACUACCCACCGAAGAAGGAAAAACCAUUUGGCAGCUGGUGUUAGAACAAUUUGAUGAUCUUCUUGUUAAAAUUUUGCUUCUAGCUGCUAUUAUCUCUUUUGUCUUAGCACUUUUUGAGGAACACGAAGAUACGUUCACUGCAUUUGUAGAACCGUUAGUUAUUUUACUUAUUUUAAUAGCGAAUGCUGUGGUGGGUGUGUGGCAAGAGAGAAAUGCCGAAUCCGCUAUCGAGGCUCUUAAAGAGUAUGAACCGGAGAUGGGUAAAGUUGUCCGUCAGGACAAAUCGGGCAUUCAGAAAAUUAGAGCGAAGGAAAUCGUACCCGGCGACAUUGUUGAGGUGUCGGUCGGUGACAAAAUUCCGGCCGACAUUCGCAUCACUCAAAUUUUCUCCACUACCCUGCGCAUAGAUCAGUCAAUUCUGACUGGUGAAUCGGUGUCCGUUAUAAAACACACUGAUCCUGUGCCCGAUCCCCGCGCUGUUAAUCAAGACAAAAAGAACAUUUUGUUUUCUGGUACAAAUGUCGCUGCUGGCAAAGCUCGUGGAGUUGUCAUUGGCACUGGUCUUAAUACUGCCAUUGGUAAGAUCAGAACCGAAAUGUCCGAAACUGAAGAAAUAAAAACACCCUUGCAACAGAAAUUGGAUGAAUUCGGCGAACAAUUGUCAAAAGUUAUUUCCAUCAUUUGCGUUGCUGUCUGGGCCAUAAACAUUGGCCACUUUAACGAUCCCGCUCACGGCGGUUCUUGGAUUAAAGGUGCCAUCUACUAUUUCAAGAUUGCCGUCGCUUUGGCUGUAGCCGCUAUUCCCGAAGGUUUGCCUGCCGUUAUUACAACAUGUCUGGCUUUGGGCACUCGCCGUAUGGCCAAAAAGAAUGCCAUUGUACGCUCUUUGCCGUCUGUAGAAACAUUAGGUUGUACCUCUGUGAUUUGUUCAGAUAAGACCGGCACUUUGACCACCAAUCAAAUGUCAGUUUCACGUAUGUUCGUUUUUGAAAAAGUUGAAGGCAACGACAGCAGUUUCUUGGAAUUUGAAUUAACUGGUUCUACUUACGAACCAAUUGGUGAACUUUUCUUAAAUGGACAAAGAGUGAAAGCUUCUGAAUAUGAUGUUAUGCAAGAAUUAUCUACAAUUUGCAUUAUGUGUAAUGACUCCGCCAUCGAUUUUAACGAGUUCAAACAAGCUUUUGAAAAGGUAGGCGAAGCAACUGAAACCGCUUUGAUUGUAUUGGCAGAGAAAUUGAAUCCCUUCAGUGUUAACAAGAGCGGUUUGGAUCGUCGUUCGUCCGCUAUUGCUGUUCGCCAGGAAAUUGAAACUAAGUGGAAGAAGGAAUUCACCUUGGAAUUUUCGCGCGAUCGUAAAUCCAUGUCUUCCUAUUGCACUCCACUUAAGGCUUCUCGUUUGGGAACUGGACCUAAAUUAUUUGUUAAGGGUGCUCCCGAAGGUGUUUUGGAACGUUGCACACAUGCACGCGUCGGUACUUCUAAGGUUCCCCUUACAAGCGCCUUAAAGAGCAAGAUUUUGACCCUUACUGGUCAAUACGGUACUGGCAGGGAUACAUUGCGUUGUUUGGCUUUGGCUGUUGCCGAUAGCCCUAUGCGUCCCGAUGAAAUGGAUUUGGGCGACUCUACUAAAUUCUAUCAAUAUGAGGUUAAUUUAACUUUCAUUGGCGUUGUAGGCAUGUUGGAUCCCCCACGUAAAGAAGUAUUCGAUUCGAUUGUUCGUUGCCGCGCUGCUGGUAUCCGCGUUAUUGUUAUCACUGGUGACAACAAGGCCACCGCCGAAGCUAUCUGCCGUCGUAUUGGCGUGUUUACUGAAGACGAAGAUACUUAUGGAAAAUCUUAUUCAGGUCGUGAAUUCGACGACUUGCCACCUUCAGAACAGAAGGCUGCUUGCGCCAGAGCCCGUUUAUUCUCCCGUGUAGAGCCCCAGCACAAAUCCAAAAUUGUUGAAUAUUUGCAAAGCAUGAAUGAAAUCUCCGCGAUGACAGGUGAUGGUGUAAAUGAUGCGCCUGCUUUGAAGAAGGCCGAAAUCGGUAUCGCUAUGGGUUCUGGUACUGCGGUCGCCAAAUCUGCUGCUGAGAUGGUAUUGGCUGACGAUAACUUUUCCUCCAUUGUGGCUGCCGUUGAGGAAGGUCGCGCCAUCUACAACAACAUGAAACAAUUUAUCCGCUAUUUGAUCUCAUCCAACAUUGGUGAAGUAGUUUCUAUUUUCUUGACUGCUGCUCUUGGCCUUCCUGAGGCUUUGAUUCCAGUACAGCUAUUGUGGGUCAAUUUGGUUACUGAUGGUCUACCGGCUACUGCUCUUGGUUUUAAUCCACCUGAUUUAGAUAUUAUGGAGAAACCACCACGUAAAGCCGAUGAAGGUCUGAUUUCCGGCUGGUUGUUCUUCCGUUAUAUGGCCAUUGGUGGUUAUGUUGGUGCUGCUACCGUCGGUUCUGCUGCUUGGUGGUUCGUAUUCUGUGACGAUGGUCCUAAAUUGUCCUACUGGCAAUUAACUCAUCAUUUGUCUUGCUUGGGCGGCGGCGAAGAAUUCAAAGGUGUUGAUUGUAAAAUCUUCAGUGAUCCACAUGCUAUGACCAUGGCAUUAUCUGUAUUGGUAACCAUUGAAAUGCUUAACGCCAUGAACAGCUUGUCAGAAAAUCAGUCGUUGAUUACAAUGCCACCAUGGUCUAAUAUGUGGUUAAUUGGCUCGAUGGCCUUGUCUUUCUCGUUGCACUUUGUCAUCCUCUAUGUCGAAGUCUUAUCUACUGUGUUCCAAGUAACACCUUUGUCUGGCGAUGAGUGGAUGACUGUGAUGAAAUUCUCAAUUCCUGUAGUUUUAUUAGAUGAAACUCUUAAAUUUGUCGCUAGAAAGAUCGCAGACGUUCCCGAGGUUGUUGUCGACAAGUGGUAAUGAUCUGCAUCAUAAAAAUAAUAAAGUGUAAAAAACAAAAACAAACAAAAAAAGUAAAUAAAAUAUUAAACAAUACUUUGAUUUCUUAAAUUAAAAAGAAAAAAAAAAAAGAAACAGAAAAAGGAAAAAGGAAAAAAAAAAUCAAACGACUUAUUUAAGUAAAACAACCAACACUGCAGACAGACAGACAGACAGACAGACUUGUAUUGUUUAUCCCUUUAGUCUUACUGCUCUACACUAUCCAUAUACUGUUACGUUUACUACUGCUACAGUUAUAGUGUCCAGUAAAGGAACAACAACAACAAUAAGAACAACAAGAACAACAAUAACAACAACAACUGUCGAAAUGUUUCCCUCGUUAAAGGUGAACGGUAUUUGAAUAUUAUUUUAUGUAAUAAUUUAUUUUUUUUUUUUUUUUAAUUUUUUUUAAUUUUCUUUUUUUUUUCUUUUUUGUUGUUUUUUUGUUCAAAUUUUAUUUUAAUGUACUGUUAUAAAUGUGUUAUAAACUGCUAUAAACAUAUAGAAAAAAUAUAUAGUAACGGUAGAUGAAAACCAUGAA